Messenger RNA from Cyclocybe aegerita, 447 nucleotides. The record is from the annotation of a GenBank genome assembly. Lineage: Eukaryota; Fungi; Basidiomycota; Agaricomycetes; Agaricales; Hemipholiotaceae.
AUGACGACGACAGGCCUCUCCCUCUUCACCGCCAUCCUCCAAAGCGUCUUCGGCACGCUCGCGGGGUUCGUGAACGGGCGGUCGCCUCAUCUCUGGAUAUUCGGCAAACUCGCAGGCGGCCUCUCGGUAUUCACCUGGGUGUGGAUCGCCAUACUGCUACACUUCAACGACCGCCCACAAUCGACCAACCCGCUCUGCAGGUCGUACGCGCACUUUGGGUCGUUUGCGGUUUUCGGGGGUGUUUGGCUGGCGGUCGGCAUCAUGCUCGCGACGCAGAUGCCCUGGGAGUGCGAGGCCAAGACGCUCUGGUGCGCUGCGGCGAGCUUCUCGAGCGCGUUGGCGUUCUCCGCGACGCUCAUCUACCGGAGCGCCGCGCGCUCGGGCGCGGGGCUCGCGGUGAACGUCGCGCAGGCGGGCAAGGUCGAGCGGGAUGUGUCUGAUCUAUAG